Molecule: messenger RNA, 5295 nt
Organism: Neoarius graeffei (lesser salmon catfish)
Lineage: Eukaryota; Metazoa; Chordata; Actinopteri; Siluriformes; Ariidae
Gene: sphkap
Product: SPHK1 interactor, AKAP domain containing
Exons: 14
Coding region: 1-5295 (1764 amino acids)
Cellular component (GO): cytoplasm
Molecular function (GO): protein kinase A binding
Source: RefSeq, a predicted model, not a curated record
AUGGAUGAACUGGAACUACUGGUUGCAGUGAACAACACUGUGAAGAACAGCUGUAUCCUGCUCGUCACAGAGACCUGGCUUCACUCAUCCGUUCCAGACACAGCUGUCGAGCUAGCAGGCCGUACAUUACAUCGGCAUGACAGGACCAGGGACUCCGUGCAGAGCCUGCUCAGGGAGAGGAACACCACCUUCAGGUCUGGUGAUGGAGCAUUAUAUAGUGCUACCAGAGCCAAUCUGAAGAGAGGCAUCAGAGAGGCCAAAGCUGCUUACAGGAGGAGGAUAGAAGACUGCUUUCAGAGCAACAACUCCAGGCAGGUGUGGCAGGGGGUCCAGCAUAUCAUCAACUACAGAAACAGCAACUUCAUAGCUGAUGGUGACUCCUCAUUGGCAGAAGAGCUGAACCACUUCUUUGCCGACUUUGAGGUGGAGUCACAAGAGGCAGCCAUACUACACUCACAAGCCCACAACAGCCACACUCUCAUGGUGGAGGAGCAUGAGGUGAGGCGCACGCUGAGCGUGGUAAACGUGUGGAAAGCUGCAGGACCUGACGGCAUCUCAGGAUGGGUGCUGCAGGUCUGCAUGGAUCAGUUGGCUGGGGUCUUUACCAAGAUCUUCAAUCUGUCCCUGUCUCAGGCUGCCGUCCCACCCUGCUUAAAGUCCUCCAUAAUCUUCCCCCUCCUAAAGAAGAACACCAUUAGCAGCUUUAACGAUUACCAGCCAGUAGCACUUACACCUAUCAUUAUGACGCGUUUCGAGAAAAUGGUCCGAACUCAGAUUAUAUCAUACCUCUCGCCCAGUUGCACAGUAGGAGACAGGAAAGCGCUCCAGACAGUCGUCACUAUGGCCCAGAAUAUCAUCGGCUGCCCUCUCCCCUCUCUGGAGGAUCUGAAUUUCCAGUCUUCUGCUCUGUUUGAUGACUUUGUAGAAACUGAAGGAAUAAAAACAGAAAAUAGCCAAGGAGCCUCUGUCUCAGCAUGCAAGAAGGUUCUCUGCAGCAACAGUGUGUUAGGCACGUGCGAUUACUGGCUGAAGAACAACAAGGCACUCUGCAGAGUCAGUUUCCUCGAGGACCAGCAUGAUGGAGGCUAUACUAUCUGUUUUGUGAGUUUGGAUAUGAAUACAUCUGACCAUCAUGACAACAUCUGCCUCAAGAAGCUGGCAUCUGUGUCUCCUGAUCUGCCACGACUGGUUGAGGGUCUUGGUUCUUGGCCACUCAAAGAACAUGAAAUUCUGCUGCUGAAUGACCUGGAGUCACCUGAUACUUGCCCACAUGACCUCACCCACUCACAUAGCCAGAGAGGAGCUGAUGUGUGUGUGGUUCAGAAUGCUAGUGCAUGUCACCCAGUUAAGUCUGACAGCCUCGUCCUUCAGAUCAACAAGUUUUUGAUUGGUCUACAGUCUGGGCAAGAGAGGCAGCGUUAUUUUCGAUUGGCCAGUCAGCACGUCUGUGAUGAUGACACAAAUCGUUCUGUUUCAUCCAUCGAAGAGGAUUUCCUCACAGCUUCUGAAUAUCUGGGGGAAGAAAGUGAGGAUGAAAAAAAUGAUGCAGAUGGUGUAGUUUUAGUAGAAUCAACUGAAAUGGUGAAGACAGAACAAACUAAGAAGAACAUGGUGGAAAGAGAAGACAGUGAGGACUCAGAUACCCUUUGUGCUUCCUGCAAAUCCCACAAAGUUUCCAGGACUUCUUACAGACGUGACAAUAUCACUCCUAAAAAUAGGAAACAAACCAAGAAAGAGUCAAAUUACGCCUCCAGUCUUGCUGAAUCUGUUCUGCAGGAUGCUUUUGUCUAUCUUUCUCAAGACGAAUCAUCAUUUUCCACUGAGGCAGCAAUGUCUGUCUCCAACUCUCCAAAAAAAUCAGCUGAUGAGCCCACUAGAGCAAGAACACACUCCUUUGAACUUCCAAAAAUUGUGAUAGUCCAGAGUCCUGAUAACUGUGAUGAGCCAUCUGAAUGGCCCGGAACACAAUCCUUUGGUGCACCUGAAAGCCAGAAUGUACAAGAGACAGGAACUCACUUAUCUCACAGCUCACCAAUUAGGCACAGAGCUAAGCCAGUGGAGAUAGCUUUAGCAUGUGCUGCCAGCAUCAUUGGCACAAUCAGCAACCCACAGGUCACAAAGCAACUAGUACUAGAAUCGGGAAAUGAUGAGGAGAAGAAAGCUGAAGAAGAGGGCAGACAGACAGAGCAAAGAGACUAUUCAUUACCUUCUGCAAUAUGUGCCAUGUCCCAACUAGCAGGUGCAGUAGAUCCAGUAGGUGUAACUGAAGAUUCAUGUGAAUUGUCUGCAACAUCAAUGGGACUACUAUCAGCAGCUCAAGCUUCCACAGCCAUUACAUUACACUGUAAUGUGGCAGAAGGAUCUAGUAUGGAUACAUUUAGAUCCACCAUGGCUGAGAUUCUCUUGAAGGAAGCUUUAGAAGUCCUCAUCCACAAACAGAGCUACACCAGUAUAGCAAACUUUUUGGAGAGCACACAUAACAAGAUUGUAGAUGACAUUAUGCAUCCAAGAAGGUCCUAUCAGAACCAUCUGGUGGUGGAUGAUUUUACCCAAGAGUUGUCAGAGAGCAUGUUUAAAUAUGCAUUUGAGAAAGCUGUAAAAAGAAAAGAGCUUAGAGGGAAGGAUGCCCCCAACAUCCACUGCUUCCUCUUGGAGAGUGUGAACAGCUUGCUCUUUGAUGUUCUUUGUGCUACAUCAAGAAAAUUUGGUGACAUUUCAAAAUGUACCACAGAGUUAUCAGAUAGGAAAAAGAGUGAAGUCAAUGCAAAAGAAAAUGAGGCCACCACCAAGCCUGGAGGAGAAGCAAUAAGCCAAGUACAGCAUUUGACUGAAGUCAAACAUCCUGAAAAUACCAAUGAGGUAGAAAAGCUUUCUUUACUUACAGAAAAAAAAGAAAAAGAGCACUGUGUCAUGCAAGCAGAGAAAGAAAAUGAAUCAAAUGUGAAUGAGCCCACCAAACAUACUCAAAGCAGAACUACUGCUGCUACAAUCAGGGAAACUGAAGUCAGGCAACAGAUUUUCUCUUCGUCUACAGGAACAGUGGUGGUCUCUAAAAUUAAUCAAGGGGAGUCCAAGACUCCUGUUGCAUGUUUUGCUGAAGACUUGGCAACUACUGUGGUCUCUAUGGCUACAGAGCUGGCAGCAAUAUGUCUGGAAAAUUCAAGUGGCAAGCAACCCUGGUUUUGUGCCCUGAAGGCAGGAACUGAAGGGUCAGAAGGGCUCCUGUUGCCCUGCCACACAGUUGCACCUUUCUGGAGAAAAGAGACACAAAAUGGAGUGAUGAUUGCUAAAAAGCACCGUGCACCUCGCCUCAGUGAGAUCAAACGCAAAACUGAGGAGCAGCCUGAGCUCAUGGAGCGACUGGUGAACCGUGUAGUUGAUGAAACAGUCAAUCUUGAUGAUCCAGCAAUCUCAGAUCCUUUCACACUUUUUGCCUCAGAGGUCACAGACAGUAUAAUGAACUGUCCUGAACUGAACAUAGUGGACACCUCCAAACCAGGCCAGUCAUCUCGCAGCCGGCUGCAAUGUGAGAGAUGGAGCAGUCGUGGAAAAGCCUCCAGCUAUGAAAGUAUCCCAGAGGAAGAAGCAGAUCUUUCUGGAGCCCCCAAUACCCUAGAUCCAGGAAGCAGACUGGGUCACAACCUGAGUCGUGGAAGCUCAAUAUCUAAGCAGUCCAGCUGUGAGAGCAUUACUGAUGAAUUUUCUCGUUUCAUGGUGAACCAGAUGGAGACAGAAGGCAGAGGGUUUGACCUACUGCUGGACUAUUAUGCUGGUAAAAAUGCUAGCAGUAUCCUAGCAGCAGCUGUUCAACAGGUUACAAGUAAGAAAAAUGGUCACCUCAAUGUUCGGACAUCAGCUUGCCUGUCAAAACAGUCCAGCACAGAAAGCAUUACUGAGGAAUUUUAUCGCUACAUGCUCAAAGAUAUUGACAAGGAGAAUAAAGAUUAUGGGAUCACUAUGACCAAAGAUUGGCGCAACAGCCUUUUGCCUCCACCCUCCCGAACCCCCUUCUGCAUACGUCAGUCAUCUGUUCCGGACAGACGAUCAUCUGACUCAAGGCUAACCGUAAACUCUCCUAUUAAGGCCAACUCAUUUGAUGGAUUUGCCCGAAAUGUGCACAGUGAUGCUCUCAACAUUUAUCCAUCCAACUCUGUGUCAUCCACAGGAUUAUGUAAAUCCGAUUCCUGUUUGUACCAGCGUGGCCAGACAGACCAUAUUACAGACAUGCUCAUCCAUGAGACCUGGACCAGUUCUAUUGAGUCUCUGAUGCGUAAAAACAAAAUUAUAGCUGAACCCUUGGAGGACAGCACAGAACAGGACUCCUCUGAAUCUCAACCGCACGUCCAGCUUUUUGCUAACCGACUCGCCACAGACAUUGUUGAAAGCGGCAAGUCACUUAUUGGAUGCCAACAGGAGGUCAUGGCUAGUCAUGCUUCAGUUGGUAAGAGGAGGUGGGGUUGUAUGCAGUCCUGCUCAGGACUUGGCCAAAGCUGGUUCCAGCAAGAGAGUGCAAAUUGUGGACAGAAAGAGGUUCCUCUGAUCCACAUUGAGCCAGAUCAAAAAGAUGAAGAAUCUGAAGAUAUGGAUUACAAUAGUCACUUCAUCAGAAAUUCAAAUACCAAUGUUCGACCUCAAAGUAGCAGUGAAAAAGCAAUGUCUAUUCAGAACAGGGACAACAGCAACAGGACACCCACAGCACCCUCUACUUGUGUAGAAGGGGCAUGUCGCUCUCUCAGCACUAGCAGUGAGGAAAGUGGCUCAGGUGGUUGGGCUCAAGUUGCCCCUGAUGAAGACCCACAAGAGGAAAACACUUGUAGUUUUAUUCAUCUAAGUGAAGGAAAUGGUAACAGUAGUGCAUCUAGUCUUGGUGUUGCGGAUCUAGAGGGCUUUCCAGAAAGCUCCAGCUCCAUGGAGCAAAACAGUGAGGAGAGACUUGGGAUACUACAGAGUCAGGAACAAGUAGAUGAGGUGACCUCAGGUCUGUCCACAGCAGGAAGUAGUUGUCACAGAGAGCUGCAGGUGAUGAACUUUGACCUGGAAGUGGAAGGUGAGGAUAGAGAGAUGCGAGCGACACUGCAGUGGAUUGCGGCAUCUGAACUUGGUAUCCCUGCACUGUACUACAAAAAAACACUCCAGCACACACACACCAAGUUUCAGGAAGUGGUGCACAUGGCUGCUCAGAGAUCCUGGUGUGUUGGAGAUUUAUUCAGUCUAGUGUUGCAGUAUUGCCGACUCCACAGAAAUGGUGAAGAAGAGCUUAGUCUGUUCGACUGGCUUCUGAAAACACAGCACUAA